AGCUUCUUUGUCCACGCUAAUAUAAGAUCCACCGAUUUCACGAUUUUUCGAUCGAGAUCAUACUCAGGACUCACAACAGCGAAGAGGAAUCAAGUUAAAGGAUACUUCCAGCAACCCUUUACUGACGGUCAUUGAGGAGAGAGAACGUCUGCAAAUAAACCAAUAGGGCUUCUAUGGGAAAACGACAAGACACACAUCAGAGCUCAGAGGAUUUUAGUUUAAAAAAGCGUCACCAAAUUUGAAUUUAAAACGAGUACAAUGAAGGCGAAUUUUUCAGUGGCUGAAAACAAUUCGACUUUCCAUGAAAUACUUUGUUCAUCCUACUUGACAAGUGAGCAUCAAUAUAUACUACUGCCCAUAAAUUUAUUCAUAUCCAUCACUGCUUUUCCUGGAAAUGUCCUGAUAAUCAUUGCGCUCCAAAGAGUAUCUUCGCUUCAUCCAUCAUCGAAACUUUUAUUCAUUUGCCUCGCUAGCACGGAUGUUUGUGUAGGGGUCAUAUUGCAGCCUCUAUACAUAAGCUAUUUUAUGUCACCAGAUAACUCUAUUCCGUGUUAUUACAUUGGAGAUGUGUCUUACAUGCUAACUUUCAUAUUUUGCGGUGUAUCCUUGCAAACAUCGACUGCAAUAAGUGUGGACAGACUUCUUGCCCUCUUACUGGGUUUAAGAUAUAGGCAUACCAUAACCUUGAAGCGAGUGUGGAUCUUCGUAAUUGCAGCCUGGUUUACAAGCAUUUCGAAUGCAAUAUUAUACUAUUACCAGGAGGCUGUUCCCAUGUACCUCGCUUGUAUAGUAAUGUUAUCGAGCAUAACAACAUCAGCAUUCUGUUACGUGAAAAUCUAUCGUGUCCUUCUUCAUCACCAAACACAGAUACAAGAACAUCCUCUUAAAGAAGUACCAAACCGAGGAAGCCGUCUGCUGAACAUUGCACGAUACAAGAAAACAGUUUCCAGUGCAGUGUGGAUCCAAGCCGCCAUACUGAUUUGCUAUCUGCCGUUUGUUAUAAUGACGACAAUAUAUACUAUCAGUGAGGAAUAUACGCCAAUCAUCGCCUUUCUUUUGGAUUUGACAGUAUCUUUCGUGCAGUUAAAUUCGUCUUUGAAUCCAGUCCUUUAUUGUUGGAAAAUAAGGGACGUACGACGAUCAGCCAAGAUUUCAAUCAGACGUUUAUUCGUCGCAUGUUGUUAGCGGAGUCGAACGAAAAACUCUCAACCUGAUUCGCACAACAUGUGGGAAACAAUGAAAAACAAAAAAAUAUUAAACUUGCAACAGCAAGGUUCAUAAAAAAUUGAUAUCUUGGCUGGAAGUUGUUGGAUGGAUCGAAGUUUUGUUCGACCGUAGGGAGCUACAACUCGCUCGACGUUCAUGGAAAUUUUGAAAGUUUGAUUUCAUUUCAUCACCGUGAUACAACUUUAAACAUAUUGUGGCGGAAAAGCCCAAGAGAGACAGUAAAGGAAAAUAAACUCCAUUAUAAUUUAUGUUGGUAGAUACUUUUACAAAUCAUAAUCAGGCAAUUCACGUUUAUGGAAAGCAAAAAUUAAAAGAACUGCGUUUGAUGUA
This is a messenger RNA of Pocillopora verrucosa, 1557 nucleotides long. Its product is annotated as melanocyte-stimulating hormone receptor-like. Gene Ontology annotation, molecular function: G protein-coupled receptor activity. Gene Ontology annotation, cellular component: plasma membrane. Lineage: Eukaryota; Metazoa; Cnidaria; Anthozoa; Scleractinia; Pocilloporidae. Gene Ontology annotation, biological process: G protein-coupled receptor signaling pathway. The record is from RefSeq and is a predicted model, not a curated record.